Suillus plorans is the source of this 1984-nucleotide messenger RNA. RefSeq names its product 40S ribosomal protein S7. The transcript is spliced from 8 exons. NCBI's taxonomy places the organism in Eukaryota, Fungi, Basidiomycota, Agaricomycetes, Boletales, Suillaceae. Bases 135 to 1871 code for a protein of 578 amino acids. Gene Ontology annotation, cellular component: ribosome. Gene Ontology annotation, biological process: translation. Gene Ontology annotation, molecular function: Hsp90 protein binding; structural constituent of ribosome. The record is from RefSeq and is a predicted model, not a curated record.
AUCUUAUCAGGAUCUAGUCAUCUCUUUGUUUGUCACUCAACACUUUUGCUCAGCACCAAGUCUUGCACUACGCUAAUACACACUAAUACUGGCGCCAACUUGGUCGCCCGUCGCUGACCGGAAAGAAAAUCAAAAUGGCUGCCGUAUUUCCACAACCGGCGGAGUCCUCUUUCGAGGAGAAGAUGGCUGCUUUGGAGAGCACCCCACUCUUUAUGAAAUCUCUGCCUUCAGAAGAAUCUAACGACCCUGUAAUACAAGCCUUACAAAGCCUCGCCUUCGAUGGAACACCAGAUGAGAUCGCUCAAAAUUUCAAAGAGCAAGGAAACGACUACUUCAAGGGAAAACGCUAUCGAGAAGCAAUUAGCUUCUACACGCAGGGAAUUGAUGCCAAGCCAUCUGAUAUUGUAUUGCACGAAGCUCUGUUGUGCAAUCGUGCCGCAUGCAACCUCGAACUAAAUAACUAUGGUUCUGUGCUCAGAGACUGCUCGAAGGUGCUUACCCUGAAUACGAAGUCUUCGAAAGCCUAUUACCGCUCGGCUACGGCAUUAUUCGCGCUGGAGCAUUAUGAAGAGUCCCUCGAUUGUUGCGAGAGAUGCCUGGAGUAUGACCCAGAAAACAAAGGUGUUAGGUCAGUUCGUGAUCGUUCCGCAAAGGCGAAGGCAGAGAAGCUUCGCAAAGAGAGUGAAAAACAGGAACGAAUACAUAACAAACAAAGAGAGAAGAAACUCCUGCAGGUGGCGUUCAAGGAACGAAAUUUGUUUGCCGUAUAUAACCCAAAAGGGUCAUCAGAGAACCCAUACGAGCCUCACUUUGACCCAGAGGACCCUGAAGGAACGACGUUGAUAAUCCCCGUGUUCUUCUUGUAUCCACAACAUGCGACAUCGGACGUCAUAGCACAUUUUGUUGAAGAUACCACCUUUUCGACUCAUAUUUUUCAAAUGUUUCCGCCGCAGGCGCCUUCACCCAGCUGGGAUAAAGCCGGGCAGUACAUUGCAAACAACCUCGUGGUAUACGCAAUAACAAGAAGGAAGCGGCUACUCAAAGUUGGCAAGAAGAUGUCAUUGAGAGACGUGUGCAAUUCUGCGAAAGCGAAAGAAGGGGACCCUGACGAUGGAUUAGAAUUGAAAGACGGGUGUUUGACGUUUGUUGUUGUUCCAAAGGGAGAGGUAGAGCAGAAUUGGGUAGAUGAAUUCAAGCGGACACGAACACCAUACGGUAAGACUCCUCGCAAAAAAGACAUCGACGAAGGCGUCAAGCUCGGUGAGGCCUCUAUUCUAGUCAUGUCUGUCAACCACAAGAUCCUCCGUACUGCAAAUGCACCCACUACCUCCCCUGAUGAAACCGAGGUUUCCGUCGCUCAGGCCCUAAUCGACCUCGAGAACAAUGUCCCUGAACUCAAGACUGAGCUUCGCGCUCUACAAAUUUCUGCCGCACGUGAAGUUGAUGUACGAGGUGGAAAGAAGGCUAUCGUUGUGUUCGUUCCCAUUCCCCAACUAAAGGCAUUCCACAAGGUGCAGCAGAGACUCACUCGUGAGUUGGAGAAGAAAUUCUCUGACCGCCACGUCGUUUUCGUCGCUCAGCGCCGGAUGUUGAGCAAGCCUACCCGUAACUCACGGGUGAAGCAAAAGAGACCCCGUUCUCGUACACUCACCGACGUACACGAGAAGAUCCUUGAGGACCUUGUCUUCCCGACUGAGAUUGUUGGCAAGAGGACCCGGGUAUCUGCUGACGGAUCAAAACUUUUGAAAGUCAUCCUUGACCCUAAAGAUGCGACAUCGCUCGAGUACAAGCUCGAUUCGUUCUCUUCGGUAUACCGCCGUUUGACGGGCAAGGACGUGACAUUCGAGUUCCCCCCUGCAAACCAAGAGUAGAUUACGCGAUAUGAUGACACAUGUUUCCGGUUCUUUGCAUUCUCCGAUAAAAAUAAGGACAUACUGCUUAUGUCCUGUUCGCGUCAUGUGCUGUGAUAUUCAUACGUCAAAGC